Molecule: messenger RNA, 1536 nt
Organism: Triplophysa rosa
Lineage: Eukaryota; Metazoa; Chordata; Actinopteri; Cypriniformes; Nemacheilidae
Exons: 6
Coding region: 287-1315 (342 amino acids)
Source: RefSeq, a predicted model, not a curated record
AUUUACAAUACAGCACAGCCAGCGGUUUUAGUCCAACCGUUUUGGAACAACAGUUUCGGGACGCGGCUUUGUAAACAUGACAAGUGAUAACGUAAAAAUUACCGAGGGCACAUCGAGUCUCAUUUUAGUAUCACCAUUCACAGAUGUGGAUUAAAGUGUCGAUCGUCCCUCGAUAUCACCGCCCCUACUGUGAAACUACAGUUUUACUAAGAAACGGCGUUGAAAGUCAUACAUUUUUUUUAAAGCAGCAUAUCCUGAAAGUGCUCUUCGCUGGUGCACUAGCGCCAUGAGUAGCGCACUUGAUGACUCAAAGACAACAGAGUUAAGUAUGGACCACGAACUCUACACUGUACAGAGUCCUUCUGAGGAUAUUAAAGAUGGCCCAGAUCAUGCAGAAUACAUUUAUAAAAUGUCAAAUGAAGAAUUUGUUAGAUUCGUGAAGUUGCGUGUGACCAACGACUCACUUUUCACUGGGAAGAGAAAUUCUUCUACUCUGGCAUAUAGAGCCAUCCUGAAGGAGUUGGGUCUGCAGAGAGAUAUUUCUGCCAGCCAGGCAAGGAGAAAAUGGGAAAACCUUAAAAUGAAGUAUAAGGACAUGAAGAAUCCCCCACCUGGGGUCUCGGUGAACCCCACCAACUGGCCCUGGUUCUCGCUGCUGGACGAUGCCAUGGAGGGUCGACUGGCAGGAAGUGAAGUAACUCUUGAUACUUCCUCGGUGGGCGAUGACAGCGAGUAUCGCCCGAACAACUCCACGCGCAGACGGAGCAAGAGAGCGCGAGAGCCGGACAGAAGCGAGAUCGAGCUGUACGUCGAGGAGGAUGACAUAAUGUCAGAGGAGAUGGGGCGAGACAGAGGGGAGAUGGACAGAGACCGGGAUGAGAUGGAACAAGAAAGAUCCAUCCUGGAGAGCGACAAAGCCGCCAUUGAAUACGAGAGGAUGGUCUUGGAACGAGAGAAGAUGGUCCUGGAUAGAGAGAGAGCAGGAGUGGAGAGAGAACUUGCAGCGUUGGACAGAGACAGAGCCUCUUUGGAAAGAGAGAAGGCUGCUGUGGAGAGGGACAGAGCAUCUGUGGAGUACAUCCGAGCUCAGCUGGAAAAGGAGAGAGCAAUUUUAGAUAGAGAAAGAGCAAAGCUUGAGCGAGAGCGAGCUAUCUUAGAACAGCAGCAUGGGACCUCGACAGGGGGGGAGACGUUGGAAUUGAGUGACAAUCCAGAGGGAACUGACAACACCAUUCCUUUGGUCAUGGAACCAGCAUCCUUAGAGAGAAGACAGAAAUUCCUCAACCUGUUUGAAAAGCUUAUCGAAAACUUCUGAAACCAAAUUUAUAAACAGGACCGUAUACAGACGUAACCAACUUUUUUACACCUUUUGUUCGAUGUAAAAUUUUGUUUUCUGUUGCCAAAAAUGUAUUGUGUUAUUCUACAGUGAUUGACUUAUGAUUUAUAGUUAUGAGUUACAUCCAUUAUAGUUGAUCAUAUUUGUCGCUGUGUUUGUUCUACAAGUCAACACGUUAUAAACAAGCAUUUUGAAAGCUG